AGCUUCCUCCGCAAGCCCUGCCUCGGUGCACGGUGCCCGCCCCCGGCCCUCCCCCGGCUCUCCCCACUGCAUGCCCCCCACCGCCGAGCCGAGCCGAGCCGUGCCGAGCCUCCUCCAGGCGGGGCCCCCCCCCAGCGGCUCCGCGCAACAGUUGCCCCCCCCUCCCCAAGAAGUCGUGGCCAUCCCCGGCUCUCCUUUCCUCCACGAUCCCAGCCCUUGGAGAGCCCCCUCGGCUCCAGGAGGAGGAGGAGGAGGAGGAGGAAGAAGAGGCUGGGGGGCGAGCUGCGAGGAGCCCCCACCGCUCUCAUCGACCCGGUGCCGGGGGCAGGAGCCCCGCCGAGCCCCCCCCGCAGCCAUGGAGAGGGGCGGCGGGGCCGUGCCACGGCUCCUCCGAGCCGGGCUCGCCCGUCCUCGCCUCCUUUUGCCGGAGCGGAGCCGCCCCGCCGCCGGCCACCGGUCGCCCUGCUGAGCUGCGGGGGGCUCCGAGCCCCCGCCGGCACCCCCGAACCCUUGGUGCGCCCCCCCGAGCCCUUUGGGCAUCCUCCCGUCCCCUCGUGCGCCUUCCAAACUCCUUGCGCAUCCCCCUUGUGCGUCCCCCUAAACCCCUCGUGUGUCCCCCCUACCCUUUUCCGCAUCCCUCUGUGCACCCCUAAAACCCCUCGUGCAUCCCCCCACCCUCAUCUGCAUCCCCCCGUGCACCCCUAAUCCCCUUGUGCGUCCCCCGUGCACCCCAAAUCCCCUUCUACACCCCUUUGUGCCUCCCCUUGUGCACCCCCAAUCCCCCUGCGCAUCCCCUUGUGCCUCCCCUUGUACCCCUAAUUCCCUUGUUCCUCCCCCUGUGCACCCCAAAUCCCCUUCUACACCCCUUUGUGCCUCCCCCCGUGCACCCCCAAUCCCCUCGUGCACCCCCCUGCGUGCCCCCCACCCCCUGGUGUCCCCCCACCCUCGCAUGCAGCCGCAGGGCCGUGGGGGCCGGGGACGCUCGCCAUGGGCACCAAGCAGACCAAGGGCUGCCAGCCGGGCAGCGCGGGGGAGAGCCCCCCGACCCACCAGCGCAAGAAAACAUCCCCCAGGGACCGGGGGGACUUCCUCGCCUCCCUCGUGGUGAAGUCCGGCGAGAAGUUUGGCAAGGGCGCCGGCAGCCUGCCCCCCUACCACCGGCGGAUCUGCAUGAUCCAGGACAUGCUGGUGCUGGUGAAGCAGGGGAAGCAGGAGGAGGCCACCGAGCUGCUGAGACACCUGCGGCAGGAUUUAGGAAUGGAGUCGACCUCUCUGGAUGAUGUCCUCUACCGAUACGCCAGCUUUCGAAACCUGGUGGAUCCGAUCACUCACGAUUUGAUCAUCAGCCUUGCUAGGUACAUCCACUGCCCCAAGCCGGAGGGGGACUCCCUUGGGGCCAUGGAGAAGCUCUGCCGGCAGCUCACCUACCACCUCAGCCCCCACUCUCAGUGGAGACGACAAGGCAUCAUGAAGAGGAAGCCGCAGUCCUGCUUGAAGGCCGUGCUGAUGGGCAAGCCGCAGGACAACACGGUGGACUUGUCGGGCAUCCCGCUGACGCUGAAGGACCUGGAGCGCAUCGCGUCCUACCUGCAGCACAGCUCGGAGCACAUUGACACGGUGGAGCUGUGCUUCACCGAGCUGACGGACGAGAUGCUGCUGCAGCUGCUGCCGGCGCUCUGCGUGCUGCCCCACCUCACCACCCUCUCCCUCAACGGCAACCGGCUGACCAAAGCCAUCCUGCGGGACCUCACCGAAACCCUCAAGGACCCCAAAAAGUUCCCCAGCGUCACCUGGAUCGACCUGGGCAACAACGUGGACAUCUUCUCCUUGCCCCAACCUUUCUUGGUCAGCCUCAAGAGACGCUGCCCCAAGCAAGGCAACCUGCCGACCAUCCUGGAGUUCGGCGAGGGGCAGGUGAGCGAUUUGGAGAGCCAGGAUGGCCGGGCCGAGAGCCAGGAGGACCUGCGAGUCGAUGAGGGUGAUAAAACCCGAGCGGGCACGACCGACAGCAUGGGCUCACAGCAAACAGACAGGACGGUGGAGGCCGGGGCGCUGCCCGGCUCGGAGCAAGGCGCCGCCACAGCGCAGACGUGAUGCUCGGCACCGCGGUGGGCGCGUUGGGCAGGGGUGGCAAACCCGAGACCUCCACAAGCGGGGUCCUGGCAGAGGGUGGGCGCAGGCGGUGGGGAUGCUCUGGGAGCGCAGAGCGCCGCCUGCCUCCCCCGCCACGAACGUCGACGUCGUUCUCCUCGACGACCGCACGGACGGGAUGGCGGUGAAUAUUGACAUUGUGGGAAAGCUGGCCAGGGAUUUUUUUCAAACGUUAAUGCUAUUGCUUUUUAACUCCUUAAAAAACGCAUCGUCAAGGUGGUGUAAGGGCAAGGCCCGUAGAAGAGCACAGAAGCGGAGAAGGAAGGUGACCAGGUCUUAUAGGAUCCCGGCUGGCCUCACGGACAGCCCUUGGCAGACAGAUGCCACAGCAGGACUUCAGACCUCUCCCAGCCUGACUUCAGGAGCUGCUGAAUAGCGUGCCUGGUGAGACGAGCCCAAAACCUGAUCACACACCAAGUGGGGGUGUCCCUGCUACCAGCCCCAUGGGAGGGCUUUGCCUUCCUGAUGCUGGCACGGAGCUAGAUCCCGUGCCUGGAUGCUGCCCUCUCCAGCCUUACCAGAGCUGGGCUGGCCCUGCUGCCUGCCUGGGGUUUAUUUGGCUGUAAAAUCCCCCUUCCCACCGGCUGUGCUGCUGCAAUGACUCCAGGGCUUCUUCCCAUGCGGUACCUGGAGCUGGCAGCAGGGCACUCGGUCUGUCCUGGGGAGUGAGCGGUGAAGUCCGGAGCUGGGUCUCAGCUCAGGCUCGUUGCUGUUGCUGCCAGAAGAGGCCACAAUCCCAAAGGUUUAUAAAAGAAAAAAAGAAAUCCAGCCCCUGGGGUUUUCUCCCCUCUAUCACUGCCAUUCAGGACUGGGUGGACGCGGCCAGCCGAAGCCUCAAAGCCUCAGAAAGGUUUUGGGGUCACUUGGCUGUGUUCACCCCCACCCGGACCAGAAGUGCUUUGUUUGUAAAAUGCUUUUUUUUGUUUGUUUGUUUGUUUUUAAGAGACAUUGAUUUUAUUUUAUUUUUGGAUGGAAAACAGAUCACAGCAGAGCAUCAGCAUGGGAAUACACUUCGGCUUCUGAACCACAUUUUCAUUUGAUCCUAAACCUGGGGAAGGGCAGGAAAGUGGGAAAUCCUUCCCCUCCCUUACAUCCAAAGGACCAAACAAGACUCCCCUUGCUGAGAGGGAACCCCUCUGUAUCCAUCCACAGCCUUCCCCCAACCAGCCUUGCAGCAUCAUUUUCUGCCUCGGAGCAGUGACCCUCUGGCUUUGAUUUUUCUGGGUGUAAACAGACGUUUUGAUCAUUCCUUGGGUUCUCUUCAUUUAACAUCACUGCACAGGAGGCUGCACACCUUUUCCAGGGGGGUUCACGCUGUCGGUUGUUGUUUCUCCUCCAUAUGCAAGUAGGUAACUUAGAAGAAACUCUGCUACUCCUUUUACUACAUUUGGCAAAGUUGAGUAUGAUUUGCAUGUAUACAAACCUUUUUUUUUUUUUUAACGCUAACUCUUUCCAACAGGCAUGAAGAAUCUUUGCAGUGAAUAAACUGUUCUGUUUGAAAUAAAGGAGCUAUCCGUAAUCAAAA
Messenger RNA from Anas platyrhynchos (mallard), 3676 nucleotides. It is a transcript of the gene LRRC75A, whose product is annotated as leucine rich repeat containing 75A. NCBI's taxonomy places the organism in Eukaryota, Metazoa, Chordata, Aves, Anseriformes, Anatidae. The record is from RefSeq and is a predicted model, not a curated record.